GACGCUUGGCGGGUUUUGAUUUGGUCUUACCGAGGUGCAGGUAAAACCCAGGCGAGAGCUUGCGUGGACCAGGAAUGCGCGGAAAAAAAAACAUUUCACCAAAGGGACUAUAAUGCUUUCGCAUGCCCACACUGCUUGUUCCUGCCCAAACAAGCGAACGCACUUCAAGGUCUUGCUCCUGGAGAAGUAGGACUGAACCACAAAUCAUGCGGCAUCGCAUCUGUAGAUUACCGAAUUGUAAACGGGCUUGUAGCUGACAUCGAAAGGUUCCCAUGGCUGGUGUUCCUGCAAGUCCGCUACCGGACCAUACUUACUCGAUGUGCCGGAUCAAUUUUGACUGCAAGGCACAUCCUGACGGCCGGCCACUGCACGAUUUGGACCAACAACCAGAAGGCCACGAGUAUCGUGAUGCUGUACGGCGCGUCAAAGUUCUCCACGGGCACCAAGGUAGUGGUGAAGCAUUUUUACCGACACGAGGAGUUCGACUUCCAGACGUUCAAGAACGACCUGGCUAUUCUCCUGCUGGAUACACCGAUCAAGCUAGGUCCCAAGGCGCGCACCAUCUGCCUGCCCCAGUCACCCCUGAACCUCGUCGGGGAGACCGUGGUCGUCGCCGGGUGGGGAGUCACCAGCGAGAAUGGCACCGGUUCACCUGUGCUGCGGUACACAACCCAGGUGGUCUGGAGCUUGGAGAAAUGCAUACACGGCCUGGGAGGAAUCGCCUUCUUCAAACCGCACCAGAUAUGCGCCUACAAGAAAGGCUCGGACGCCUGUCAGGGCGACUCGGGUGCCCCGCUGAUGCUCAAGCGUGGCAACACCUAUGAGCUUGUGGGCCUAGUGUCUUUCGGAGACGGUUGCAACCUCGAGGGUGUGCCGGGAGUCUACACAAACAUCGAGCCGUACAUCCCCUGGAUACGGCACGCCCUCCAGGCAACGGACCAAUACGACCACACAUGAGCGAAUAAACAAAACUUUAUUUUACGUCACACUAAGUUUGUGACGCAAUACAGACGAAAAAAAAAUGGCUCAGCGCGUGUUGCUUGCCCAAUAA
Messenger RNA from Dermacentor silvarum, 1051 nucleotides. Its product is annotated as trypsin alpha-3-like. NCBI's taxonomy places the organism in Eukaryota, Metazoa, Arthropoda, Arachnida, Ixodida, Ixodidae. Gene Ontology annotation, molecular function: serine-type endopeptidase activity. The record is from RefSeq and is a predicted model, not a curated record. Gene Ontology annotation, biological process: proteolysis. The coding region runs from base 409 to 957 and encodes 182 amino acids. The transcript has 7 exons.